CUCCUUCACACUUAUAAUGAAUGAAUGUAUUGUAGGGCUGUUAGGAAUGUACCCAACCUCAGCACUACAUACCCUGAAAUAACGAAAAAGUGCUGGUAACAUCCAAUGUGUUAAAACAAUGAGAGACACUAUUGUGCCUUCAGUACAACAGCAAAGGAAAACUGAGGCAACGGAACAAUUAGCAGGGAAAUAUGUUGUUAUGUUAGCAGACGAGGCCACUGACAGAAGAGAGCAUUGUGUUUUUGCUGUUUUGUUGAGAACUAUUGAAGCUUGGCAUGAGCAGAAACUUUUUGUGGCAAGUGUCAAAGUUCUCAAUGCAGCAAAUUCGACACAUUGUGCUCGUACUAUUUUGAGGGCUCUUCAAACAUAUAAUAUACAGUAUGGUAAUGUUAAGGCAGUAGUGAAUGACAGUGCUAGGUAUAUGAACAAAUAUGUCGACUCCUUGAAAACAGUAAUAGGUGACAAUUUAAUGCACGUUCAAUGCUGGGCACAUAAAAUUAAUCUAAUUGCUAACAUUUAUUCCAAGGAACUUAGUAAGUUAAAUACUACAAUUAGUUAUUUGAAGAGUGCUCUUUUAAGCACCAGAAAGAGGAAACAUUUAUAUUUGCAGUUUCUUAAAGAGAAAAAUAGAAAUCCAAAGGUUUUUCCUCCAGUUUUAACACGAAGGAACUCUUCACUCUCCACAGCUGUCUAUGUAGCAGAAUAUUUUGAGGUAAUGAUUGAAUUCUUCCGCAAUGAUUAUAUGUGAGAGCUGUCGAAUGCAGGCAUUGAUUAUAUUAUUUCACUGACAGAUAAUGAUGUAACUAGGAUUCUUUCAGAAGCCACGUUUGUGGCAUGCCAGAGACUUGAUGAGCAUGGCUGUCUUCUUAGAGACUUCAAAGCAUCCAAUAUCACAUGAACUUUAUUCAAAGUCGAAGCAUCUUGAAGUACACUUCAAUAUUGUGGCAAAAGGAAUAAUUGGCAAUGAAACCAGUGAGGUUUUAAAAACGAUAAAGAGGGAGGUGCUUCAGGCAGAAAUUAAGGAGGGAUUGAAGCGAACUGGACUGCACCUCCAAACGAGAUUGUUGACUCUCAUGGCCACAGAUCCAAGUAGAUCAGUUGUCUAAGCCUUGGAUUCUUGGUUUGAUCCAAGGACAAUAAUUCUCAAUCCUGUUAAUUCCGAAAUGACCAGGAUCUUGCAGUCUGUACUUGGGAUGACUGUUCUCAGCACUGCAGAUAUUCUGAAGGGGUAUCAAUCUCUCCAGAAUUUUGUUCAAAACCAAAUGUCAAUGCAGCUGGAACAUGUUGACAUAGUGAAAUGUCUCUAGGCAACUGCAGUCGACACUCAGCAAUUUGCAGCAGCAGCAUUGAAAGCUGUUUGGUUCCCAUGUUGCAAAGUUGACAGCGAGAGGCUGUUUUCAAACUAUAGCGAAGAACUAACAUGUAUGCGGCACAGUUUCUCUUAAGACAACAUUGAAAUAAUGACAUUGCUGUCAUUCGAAAAACUGUCUACAGAGUGAUGACUUAGUGCUACUGUAGACCUAUCUUUCUUUGCUUGUUUCUUUAUUCUUCUUAAAACAACAAUGAUUCUUACUUUUUCAAGUGUUUACUACUUUUUACUUCUCUGGUGUAAGGAUGAACUAUGCUUCUUUUGUUUGAGAAUGGGUUUCCAUUUUAUCUGUUUUUACCCCAUUUGUCCAGUUCUUGGUAAAACCAGCUGAAAAUGCAGUACAUAAAUGAGCC
Schistocerca americana (American grasshopper) is the source of this 1722-nucleotide messenger RNA. RefSeq lists its product as uncharacterized. The transcript has 2 exons. The record is from RefSeq and is a predicted model, not a curated record. Bases 119 to 748 code for a protein of 209 amino acids. NCBI's taxonomy places the organism in Eukaryota, Metazoa, Arthropoda, Insecta, Orthoptera, Acrididae.